Phialemonium atrogriseum is the source of this 1599-nucleotide messenger RNA. RefSeq names its product cytochrome P450. Gene Ontology annotation, molecular function: heme binding; monooxygenase activity; oxidoreductase activity, acting on paired donors, with incorporation or reduction of molecular oxygen. The transcript is spliced from 2 exons. The coding region runs from base 1 to 1533 and encodes 510 amino acids. NCBI's taxonomy places the organism in Eukaryota, Fungi, Ascomycota, Sordariomycetes, Cephalothecales, Cephalothecaceae. The record is from RefSeq and is a predicted model, not a curated record.
AUGAUUUCGUUGCUCUCUUUGGCCUUGGUUCUUAUUCUAUUUGAACCUCUGGCCACAUAUCUCUGGGACUCCAAAAACCUCCGCCGAUUCCCAAACGCGACCACCUUGUCCGGCGUCUCAAACCUGAGCUACAUCCUCCAGCGCUGGCGCGGAUUCCGCUCAAAGGAGAUUCAUGCGGCCCACGAGCGACACCCUAUUCUGCGAGUCGGCCCCAACUCGGUUUCGUUUUCCUCGCCUGACGCCAUCCGGGCCAUAUACGGGCACUCGACUGCAUGUAUCAAGGGCGGCACGUACUCUACGGCAGCGGGUGGGCACCCCAGCUUACUCGACGUGGUGCACAAGGGCGAACACGCUCGCAAGCGCCGCAUCUUGUCUCACGCCUUCGCAACGCGGAACCUCGAACAGUGGGAGUUCAAGGUCACGGAUAAGGUGCAGAGGCUGGUGGGCCAGUUCGACCGAAUUUGCCGCGAGGCAACUGCGGGAGACGGAUGUGUCCCACCAACCAUUGAUUACCGCAGGUGGACAAAUCUCUUCACUGUUGAGGCUAUCACCGACAUCGCCUUGAGUCAACAUCUGGGUUGCCUUGAACGGGGCAAUGAUCUUGUCGCCAUCCAAACACACAACGGCGGAGAAAAGACAGUCGGCUACAUCGACUGCCUCCACGCCGGGAAGAGAGCAACAUCGGUGCUGAUCUGGUCAACGACUUGGUUUCAGUUCUCGCGGUCCGUCCUGAGGAAACUCCCAGGAUACUUCCGCUCGCAGUGGGAGAAAGGACAAGAUUUUGAUGAGUUAAUUCAGCACCUUGUCCGACAGCGUAUCAAACGGUACAAGGACGGAGAAGAGUUGGAUGACUUGGUUGGAUGUCUUCUCGAAGACAAGGUGGGCACGGCACGAAAUUUGGAGAUUGGCGAAACGGAGGCGGAAGUGAGUACAUUAUUGGAUGCAGGAUCGGAUACGACUGCCAUAGCGCUAGCUCAUGUCAUGUACUGCCUCCUCAAAACUCCCACCGCGCUAGCUCGACUUCGUGAGGAGUUGGAUUCAGCGUUGCAUGACGAUGGGGACAUCGCGACGUAUGCCAGCGUGAAGAACCUGCCAUAUCUUCACGCGUGCCUCGACGAGUCGAUGCGAUUGUUCCCGCCAGUGUCUUUCGGCUUGAACCGCUUGACCCCGCCGGAUGGUCUCAUGAUUGAUGGCCAUUGGAUCCCCGGAAACACAAUCGUGGCGGUUCCAGCAUAUACAGCUCACAGGAAUCCACGCUUGUUCCCGGAGCCUGAAAGAUACGAGCCGGAGAGAUGGCUCAAGGAUGGCAACAAGGAAGCGCAAGCAUCAUAUAUUCCUUUCAGUGCUGGUGCACGGGGAUGCAUUGGACGCAACAUCAGCUACAUCGAGCAAACCGUGCUCACAGCAACUCUUCUACGCCGCUAUGACUUUAGUCUUCCAUAUCCAGAGUGGGAAUUGGGGCACGAAGAGGCGUUCAAUCUUUGGCCAGGUCCACUGCCACUGACGAUCAAACGAAGGGAGGCCACUGCCUAAGUGCUGGAUAUGGAAGGAAAGGUCCAUAGAUAUGAACGUAGAAUCUAAAUAGGAAUGGAAGAUCAC